AUGGACGACGAGGGCCCCAAGUGGCGCCUAGAACAUGCAGAUAACAACUCAGCAAUCUGUCAGCAAGCAGCCUGUAAGCGGAACAAAUCAAAAAUUGUCAAAGGUGAACUGCGUAUCGGCACGCAUACACUGUUCAAUGAUGGCGUGCAAAGCCGAUGGUACAUGGCCUGGCGUCAUUGGGGAUGUGCAACGAAGCAUCAAAUCGCGGGAUUGAAGGAGACUACCGAGAACGACCCAACUAAAGCACCUGGCUAUGAUCGACUCAGCCCUGAAAGCCAAGAGCAGGUGAGACUAGCAUUCGAGGAGGGUAUGCCCGUAGAUAAGGGGUUCAAGGAUAUUCGUGAGGACUUGGCGAAAACCUCGCGCAAGUACGCGAAAGAGUAUACGGACGCAGAGGGCUACAAAGCUGACGUCGCCACUCGCGCUGCAGCUUGCCGUGGAGGCGACUGCGUAUCGGAUAACAUUAAGAUCACCAAGGGUCACCUGAGACUUGGUAUCUUGGUCAAUUUUGACGGUGAACAUACCUCAACGUACUACAAGCACUGGAAGUGCAUGUCUGAAUACGACUUGGCAAGCGCACAGAUGUGUUACGAAAAGGGUUUUUUUUAUGGAAUCGAUAAUAUCCCCGAAGAGCUCAAGGAAGUGGUAUUGAAAACGUUCGAGACGGGCGAGGUCGUGGAGCCGCCAGAACCUCAGAUCGUGCCACCGAAGACGAAGGCAAAGCCAAAGUCGAAGACGUCUCGUAGCAAGAAGACCAAAGUCAAGCCGGAGCUUACUGUCAGU
This is a messenger RNA of Bipolaris maydis ATCC 48331, 783 nucleotides long. RefSeq lists its product as uncharacterized. Gene Ontology annotation, molecular function: DNA binding; zinc ion binding. Lineage: Eukaryota; Fungi; Ascomycota; Dothideomycetes; Pleosporales; Pleosporaceae. The record is from RefSeq and is a predicted model, not a curated record.